Molecule: messenger RNA, 2568 nt
Organism: Salvia splendens (bonfire salvia)
Lineage: Eukaryota; Viridiplantae; Streptophyta; Magnoliopsida; Lamiales; Lamiaceae
Product: cyclin-T1-3
Exons: 7
Coding region: 379-2088 (569 amino acids)
Biological process (GO): regulation of transcription by RNA polymerase II
Molecular function (GO): cyclin-dependent protein serine/threonine kinase regulator activity
Source: RefSeq, a predicted model, not a curated record
UCUUAUUUUAAAAAAAAGGACGAGACCUAACACACGCUGAAGCACCCACGCCUACAUCUCUCUCGUUACCCUCUUCCGCCGCGAACCCGCCGCAGCCACCGUCACCGUCGACCGCCGCCCCACCCUCCUAUCCCUUGUCUAUUUUGCUUAUAAUCCUAUCCCGCGAACACACAACGCGCGCGCACCACCUUACGCAUUAACAAUUCCCCUUUUCAUCUUCAAGCGUUUAACUGAAUCGGCAUCUACCGCCCCAAUCAAGCUUGCUGAGUGAACAUUGAUGAAUGAAGGUUCACUGAGGAUAUGAGCAUAUCACUUUAGAUCUUCAGGAGAGCUCAUCUGGUGUUCCGUGAAGAAUUUUGGUGAAGAAAGGAACUACUUAUGGCUAGACUGUUGACUGGUGAAACCUCCCAUCAUGGAGCACCUGUAGAAGAUGUCGGUUCCCACUGGUACUUAUCAAGGAAGGAAAUCGAAGAGAAUUCUCCUUCUAGACAAGAUGGUAUUGAUUUGAAGAAAGAGACUUACCUGCGCAAAUCAUAUUGCACAUUUUUGCAAGAUUUAGGCAUGAGGCUGAAAGUGCCACAGGUGACAAUUGCUACUGCAAUUAUAUUUUGUCAUCGUUUCUUCCUUCGUCAAUCCCAUGUGAGAAAUGACAGAAGGACCAUUGCUACCGUAUGUAUGUUUCUAGCGGGUAAGGUUGAAGAAACUCCUCGUCCUCUUAAAGAUGUGAUUCUUGUGUCGUAUGAGAUUAUUCAUAAAAAAGAUGCUGCAGCUAUGCAGAGGAUCAAGCAAAAGGAAGUGUAUGAGCAACAAAAGGAACUUGUUUUAUUGGGAGAAAGGGUUGUGCUUGGAACACUUGGUUAUGACCUGAAUGUACAUCACCCAUAUAAGCCCCUUGUUGAGGCAAUUAAAAAGUUCAAGGUUGCUCAAAAUGCCCUAGCUCAAGUUGCAUGGAACUUUGUAAAUGAUGGGCUUCGGACUUCUCUGUGCUUGCAAUUUAAGCCUCACCACAUUGCAGCAGGUGCUAUAUUCCUUGCGGCCAAGUUUCUCAAAGUGAAGCUUCCAUCUGAGGGUGAGAAGGUUUGGUGGCAGGAGUUUGAUGUCACCCCACGACAGUUGGAGGUGGUUAGCAACCAGAUGUUGGAGUUGUAUGAACAAAACAGAGUCCCACAAUCACAGACAAGUGAAGCAGAAGGGAGUGCUGGUGGUAGUCAGCAACCUCCAUCAAAGAUGCCUGCUAAUGAAGAACAUGUUACCAGUUAUAGUUCCCCUCAUGGCGGAUCUGCUUUGAAGAGUUCGUCCUCUAAGCCUGCACUAUCACAGCCAAGUCCUGAUGAACAGUUCGUCGAUAAUCACAGUGGACCUCCUAGAAAUACUCAUGCACAAAACAAUGAGUAUGAAAGUUCUGAAUAUAAUAGUUUUCCAGAUCGCCGGGGAGAGGAUGUGAUUCAUGAACGAGAGGCCCUUCCACAGCAGGGGAACUCGGGGGAGACCCAGAACAAAACUAAGCUCGGGCAUGGGGAGGAGGAUCAAAAAAGGGACUCUCUAGAAUCUAAGGACAAAUAUCAUGGAAGAAAUGUGUCCAACAAGGAUAUUGCACUUAGUCAGUCACCUCAUGAUGCUACUAGAAAGCUUGACAGGGAGAAGAUUAAAGCUGCCUUUGAAAGAAGGAAGGCCCGUGGAGAUAUAACUCGUAAAAUAGACCCUGUGGAUGAGCUUGAAAAGGAAUUGGAAGAUGUGGAAGUUCCUGGGGACAGUGAGAAGACCAAGCGUGAAAGAAAGCAAAGCUGGAACAAGCCGUCAAGGACAGACCAUGAGAACUCCCACAGCACCAAAUACGACAAUGAGUCUGGAGAUGCGCAAUACCCGCUAAUGAAGGGGCAAUCCUCGCACGGAGAAGAUUUUGAUACUGUAGAAGAAGGUGAACUUGAACCAUCUGAUAUAGCUGAUCGGGCUUAUCGGUCACCUCGCACGAGCCGCAAGAGAAAAGCCGGUAGCCCGUUGGCAGGUAGCCCGUUGGAUAGGAAUGGACAGGGGAGGCCUGGGUAUUCAGAAAGAGAACACAAACGGCAUGGCCAUGAACGGGGUUGAUUGCUUGUGCAUGUCUGAAGUACUGUGCACGGCGGCCGAGUUCUUGACAGGCUGGUUACUGAAGAAAGAAGACAUAAUGGCAGAGAAUUGGAGAAGCUGGGAGCUGCUUUGACAAGAUGAAGGGCUCUUGAUAUUAAGGUUGAUUAUUUGGAUCAUCUCUGCAUAUGAUUCACCUGUUUGAACAUAAGUUCCAGGUUAAAAUGUUGAGGAACCAAUUAAGGUGAUUAUUAUAAUUUAUCAUUGACCUUGAGUUGGCACAUAUAAUGAGAGAAGAUGCAAGAUUUGAUUUCUGCCAUUUAAGGUGGUGACUGAGGUGCAUUCAAGUUGUAACAGUAACAAGAGAAAGAAGUGGAAAUUUGUUCAAAUUUUUGGUGGAUUGUGACAGUUUGUUCCAUUUACCAUCUUCACAUUUUCAUGCAGAACAUUAAAUUUUCAACUGUUUAAUGCCGCAUUUCUUUACCUUUUCCAUUGUUAGGUUAA